Coregonus clupeaformis (lake whitefish) is the source of this 3642-nucleotide messenger RNA. RefSeq names its product noelin-like. The transcript is spliced from 6 exons. Lineage: Eukaryota; Metazoa; Chordata; Actinopteri; Salmoniformes; Salmonidae. The record is from RefSeq and is a predicted model, not a curated record. The coding region runs from base 524 to 1981 and encodes 485 amino acids. Gene Ontology annotation, biological process: signal transduction.
UACCAGCCAGGCAGCCACGGACCCCCGGUGGCACGGGGAAAGGCGUCUCGAGCAGCAGGCAGGACGAACCUGGCUGACAUCACCGUUGCGCGUUGCUCGCGCUGCUAUGGAUCCGUAGGCACCUCCUCCCUCCCUCAGCCUUUUGGAACAGCCUGUGUGUAGUCACUAGCACUUAAUCACGGAGCGUGCGAGUCAGGAGGCAAACGGAGGGCGUGAACUAAAGAGGAACCGAGAACGGGAAAGCCACCAGAGCGCGGGACAGCACAGAGAAAGAGAUACCCAUCCAGAUACAUUUUAUUUUCUUCAUCUCUACCUGCAAACCUGCUCCUCCGGGCUUUUUCCAACUCCGAACCAUUCAGCCGUUCACCAGUGAUGUCCAAGGAACGACCGACCGAACCGGGGCUACGGGUGUUACACCAGCAGGCUAUGGCUUCACUAGGCAACAUGGAUUGCCUUGCUCGUUUCUCGCCGGAUUGUGCUGAAAUAGAAUGAAGCUGGUUUGGGUUAAACGCAGAGUGCAGAGAUGUCGGUGCCUUUGCUGAAGAUCGGCGUUGUGCUGAGCACCAUGGCGAUGAUCACCAACUGGAUGUCGCAGACACUGCCCUCGCUAGUGGGGCUCAACACCACCAAGCUCACCGCGGAGAGGGCAGGCUACCCGGACAGGAGCACCGGAGUGUUGCCAGUGAACCCAGAGGAGUCAUGGCAGGUGUACAGUUCUGCCCAGGACAGUGAGGGGAGGUGUGUGUGCACCGUGGUGGCACCGCAGCAGUCCAUGUGUUCACGAGACGCCCGCACCAAACAGCUGAGGCAACUGCUGGAAAAGGUCCAGAACAUGACCCAGUCCAUCCAGGUGCUGGACCAGCGGACCCAGAGAGACCUGCAGUAUGUGGAGAAGAUGGAGGUGCAGCUGAGAGGUCUGGAGACCAAGUUCAGACAGGUGGAGGAGAACCACAAGCAGAACAUCGCCAAGCAAUACAAGGCCAUAAAAUCGAAAAUGGAGGAGCUUAGGCCGUUGAUACCAGUGUUGGAGGAGUACAAAGCCGAUGCCAAAUUGGUAUUGCAGUUUAAGGAGGAGGUCCAGAAUCUGACGUCAGUUCUAAGCGAGCUCCAGGAAGAGAUGGGAGCCUAUGACUACGAGGAACUCCACAACAGAGUGUCAGGUCUUGAGGAGAGACUCCGAGCAUGCAUGCAAAAAUUAGCAUGUGGGAAGUUGACGGGCAUCAGCGAACCUGUCACCAUCAAGACGUCUGGAUCCCGGUUCGGAUCCUGGAUGACUGACCCUGCAGCACCGGAAGGAGAUACCAGGGUUUGGUACAUGGACGGUUACCACAACAACCGCUUCGUGCGGGAGUACAAGUCCAUGGCGGACUUCAUGACGACGGACAAUUUCACGUCUCACCGCCUCCCCCACCCGUGGUCCGGGACAGGUCAGGUGGUCUACAACGGCUCCAUUUACUUCAACAAAUUCCAGAGCCACAUCAUCAUCAAGUUCGACUUCAAGACCUCCGCCAUCAGCAAGGCACGCCAGCUGGACAACGCCGGCUUCAACAACAUGUAUCACUAUGCCUGGGGCGGCCACUCCGACAUCGACCUCAUGGUGGACGAGGGCGGUCUCUGGGCCGUCUAUGCCACCAAUCAGAACGCUGGAAACAUCGUCAUCAGCAAGCUGAACCCCAGCACGCUUCAGAUCAUCAAGAGCUGGACUACCAACCACCCCAAGAGGAGCGCCGGCGAAGCCUUCAUGAUCUGUGGUACUCUCUAUGUUACCAACGGUUACUCUGGAGGGACUAAGGUGUACUAUGCCUACAGCACUAACUCCUCCACAUACGAGUACAUAGACAUCGCCUUCCAGAACAAGUACUCCCAUAUCUCCAUGCUUGACUACAACCCUCGGGACCGUGCUCUCUAUGCAUGGAACAACGGACACCAGGUUCUGUACAACGUCACACUGUUCCACGUCAUCAGCUCACAGGAAUUGUAACCAUGGAGACAGGACUAUAAUAUACUAUAUAGAGAAUAGAGAGAGAUCAUCCUAUAUAUGAAUAUACUGUAUAUCUAUAAGAGAAAGACUUUAUGGAAAGAUCAGCAUAUAUAGUAUGUAAUAUCAUAAGACUGUCUUUAGAGAGAUUACAUCAACCAUGACUGGAACUGCAACGUGAAUGAAUGUGCACAUCGAUUGGAAUUAAAAAGACAACUGUUUACUAAAAAUUAAGGGAACAUGAUACAUCUAGAGUUCAAAACUAUAUAUUGGACUGAAAAUAACAGAUGCCAAAAAAAUAUCACGCCUUUCUUUUUUAAAUAAUGGAUAGUAACCAUCAUAGAAGAUUGCCUCUGUGGCUCUGUGUCUGUCUCUGGAAGUAUUGUAACUCCCUCCUCCCUCCUCCCUCCUGGACGUAACUCUAUGGGUAUCAGCGGGGUCCUAGCAAAGGACUAUGGGUUAUAUAUAACUAUUGGUUAUAAACUGUUUGCCAACCAGGACCCCCCCAUCGGCCCUCGGACAGAGAGAGGGAGAACCUCACCCUUCGGACAGAUAAGGGGAGAACCUAGGAGAACCUAGUAAAACGGGGAGAACUGGGACAUUAUUUGGUGAACGGUGGGGUGAACCAGGAUAUGGUGUGCAGAAGACCACAGAGUGUACGACCACCAUCUGUCACACACACAUUUCCUUUUUAUCCCUUCAGUAGCAAAUAAAAAAGUAUGUAAACAAGUAAACAACAACUUCAUGAACAUCCAUGAGAAGACCUGGGCCUGUGUUCACAAAGUGUCUCAGAGUAGGAAUGCUGAUCUGGGAUCAGGUCCCCCCUCUUAUUCAUUAUGAUUUAAAGGGCAAAUCUGAUCCUAGAUCAGCACUCCUACCCUGAGACGAUUUAUGAAUACGGUCCCUGAAGGCACUGACUGUUGGGGCACACUGUUGUACUGUAUGAGAAGUAGGUCGGUAUUCAAUCAGAGCUGUGUAGUAGCGCGCUUGACAUUUAAAUGGAGUUUCCAAUUGAGUCAAUAUCUGCAGCUUUUACAGUGAAUGCAAUCUCCGCAAACGCGGGAAGAUUGGCUUUAAAAGCCGCAUUGUCAACUGCGCUACAGCGUGCCUACUGGAUUGAAUCCCGGCCAAAGACUUUCCUGUGUUUGUGACUCUGUGUAAAACAGCCUGGAUUUGCAUGAGUGUUUUUUACCAUUCUGGUCUGCUACCUAAUGAAUGUAUUUUUGCUAUAUGAUGCUGUACCUAUAAAAGAGAGUGAUAGGGAGGGGGCGGGGUAAAGAGGUAGUGUAGUUACCUGUGGGAUUUCGGGUGGGGGGUGUUGCAAAUGUUGUUGCUUUUUCACUUGUUUGUUCUUAGAACGUUUCUUUUUCCAUUCUGAGGCUUUUUUUUGUUUAAUGUUCUUGUAUCACCCCCUUGCUGUUGGCACCGGCUUUGCUUCUCUGUCUAUGUUUAGUUGGACCGUGUGGGAGGCUCCUAUCUCAUAUCCAGCUCCUAUUUUUCAGAAGAAUACAAAAGAAUAGAAUGUAUCAAGUAAUGUAUCCUGGAGACCUGGGUUCAGUCCUACGGCUCUUCUCUCUUCAACUGAAUCAUCAUCACCCUAUUCUUUAAACUAAAGUAGCCCUUUUAGUCAAGGAUAAUGCUGUUAAAUGUAUCCCCCCACUCAC